AAGUACCUUAAGCUGGAGGGCAGCCGCCUGUCGCAAAGCUUCGUCCUCGACUCGUCGCAAACCCCAAGCUCCACGUGCACAGCUCAACCUGAGUCACCACCACGUCAGUCUCUGGAGCUGUGACUGUCACGCUUCCAAUUGAGCGAAGCUGAUACCUCUCCAACCGGAAAUCGGACCUCCCGGAUCUCCAGGGCGAACAGCCACGAGCAUCAGCUUCGUCCAACAAACAGCCACCCAGACAGAGCUCGAGCUCGUGAUAGCUUCAGCACUUCCCCGCCUUCUCCCGACACACACGUUUCCCAAUCAUUGACCGAACCCGCCAUCAUGGCUGAUACGCCGACUCACACACUCUCGGCUGUGCCCUCGCGCCUCGCCUCGGGUGCUGCCACCCCCGUUUCUCUCCCACCCCUCGACGACGAAGGUCGCACAAAGUCCAUCAUGGUCUCUCUUGCCGACCUCACCGCAAAGGCAAAUGCCUUCUACGCGCAGAAGAAAUACGAAGACGCGACCGAGCUGUUUGCCCAGGCCGCGGAGAUGCAGGCCGAGUUCAAUGGCGAGAUGAGCCCCGAGAACGCCAACGUUCUCUUCCUCUACGGUCGCAGCCUCUUCCGUGUUGGCCAGAGCAAGAGCGACGUCCUUGGUGGCAAGGCCGCCACGGACAAGAAGAGCAAGCCGGCCUCCAAGCCCAAGAGCCAGAAUGCUGCGGCUGCGCCAUCCACGACAGCCAAGGAGACUGAAGGUGAUCGGGUCGCUGAGGAGCGGGUCGCUGAGGAGGGCGUCGCCAUCGUCGCCAAGGAAGCCAGCGGCCUCAAGGAGGAUGCGGAUAAGCUGCCCGAUGCUAAGAAGCCGCUCUUUCAGUUCACGGGCGAUGAGAACUGGGAAGGAUCAGACGACGAAGAUGACGACGAGGCCGAGGGCGAUGAAGAUGAGGAGGAGGAAGACGAUCUCGCUGUCGCAUUCGAGGUGCUCGACCUCGCGCGAGUUCUCUUCGAGAAGAGGCUCGAAGCUUUGGAAGAGGACUCUGCCGAGGGCAAGGGCAAAGAAGUGGCCGAGGGCGACAGCCCGACAGCCAAACACAUCAAGGAGAGGCUCGGCGACACGCAUGACCUCCUUGCAGAGAUCUCACUCGAAAACGAGAAAUACCCCGAAGCCAUCAAGGACUCCCGCGCCUCACUGAAGUACAAAACAGAGCUAUACCCGACCGAAUCGGAGAUCAUUGCCGAGGCGCACUUCAAGCUUUCCCUCGCUCUCGAGUUUGCGUCUAUCACCAGCUCCAGUGACGAGGAAGGUGGUGGCGAUGCCGCGGGGCCAAAGCAGAUCGACCAGAGCUUGAGGGACGAAGCCGCCACGGAGCUUGAGAAAGCCAUUGACAGCACAAAGCUCAAGCUCAAGAACAAGGAGGUUGAGCUCGCAAUGAUGCACGUGCCUGAGGAGAACGAAGAGACGCGCAAGACGAUUGCCGAUGUUAAGGACAUGAUUGCCGAUAUGGAGCAACGGCUCAUUGACCUCAGGAAACCCCCUGUGGAUGUCGACUCAAUGCUCGGCGCAGACAACCCGAUGAGCGGCAUCCUCGGCGCGGCCCUAGGCGAGUCAUCUUCCGAGACUGCCGCCCGCGUAGAGCAGGCCAAGAAGAACGCCACAGACCUGUCCGGGCUCGUCCGCAAGAAAGCCAAGAAGGAAGAGCCCGCGACGCCACCCGCGGACACAAACGGCAGCGGCAGCAAGCGCAAGGCCGAGGACGAUGAGCCGGCGGCCGCGGAUCACGAGGCGCCCAAGAAGGCGAGGGUGGAUGAUGACGAUGAUGCGACGGCGACGGCGUAGUCAUGAUUCUCACCUCACAAGAAUGUGUCGCGUCGCGAGUGAGUAGUAAAAUGUGCCUCUGUUUCAACCAAAACUCGCAAGUGACGAGUAAGGACUUAUGCAGGGCUAUAGGGUAUGAAAAUGGAUCGAGUGGGCAAGUGGCGAAGCGGAUCUGGGUCACGCACGGGAAUGCAGGCGGAAAUCUGUAUUUGAAUGUUUUUGGUACGCUCACAAUAGGCGAACAAGUCCUCUCUCACGGCAUUUUUAUGCCUUCAAGCAUGUUCAACAAGGAAGGGACCUCGUCGCCAGGGCAAUGCUUCUGGCUAGUUCAUGCAUUGCGGCGGCGA
This is a messenger RNA of Microdochium trichocladiopsis, 2147 nucleotides long. RefSeq lists its product as uncharacterized. Gene Ontology annotation, biological process: DNA replication-dependent chromatin assembly; CENP-A containing chromatin assembly. The record is from RefSeq and is a predicted model, not a curated record. Gene Ontology annotation, cellular component: nucleoplasm. NCBI's taxonomy places the organism in Eukaryota, Fungi, Ascomycota, Sordariomycetes, Xylariales, Microdochiaceae. Bases 325 to 1821 code for a protein of 498 amino acids. The transcript is spliced from 3 exons. Gene Ontology annotation, molecular function: histone binding.